GGCUGCACUUCACUGAGGAAACGGGCGCAGCUCACAGGAUUCUCCGGGUGUAAUAGACGGAGCAGCGGCCGCACGGUGUGGGUUAUACGCGGGGACGGGAGCCGGCUGCCGGGAGGAAUGCAGCACAUACCCCGGUCCCAGUGUCUAGACACAGCGCUGUGGUAACGCGACACGGAGGACCCACUGCUCCGCGGCUGAGAACACUGUAAUGGAAGAGACUGCGAUAUGGGAGCAGCAGACAGUCACACUCCACAGGGCUCCAGGAUUUGGAUUUGGGAUCGCAAUAUCUGGCGGCAGAGAUAACCCUCAUUUUCAGAGUGGAGAAACAUCAAUUGUCAUCUCCGAUGUUCUCAAAGGAGGGCCUGCAGAAGGCCUGCUGCAUGAAAAUGACCGGGUUGCAAUGGUCAAUGGGGUCUCCAUGGAUAACGUUGAACACGCUUUUGCAGUUCAGCAGUUAAGGAAGAGUGGUAAAAAUGCCAAAAUUACUAUACGGCGGAAGAAAAAAGUGCAGCUUCCAGUAGCUCGUCCUGAUCCAGAUCCUGUAUCUGAGAAUGAGGAGGACAGCAAUGAGGAAGAUGUGCCUGACCAGAGAAAUGCCCAUAGUGUUCCUGGUGCCAGCAGGAGGAGUGAAAAGAGCUGGGUGAGGGACAGAAGUGCCAGUCGAGAGAGAAGUUUGUCGCCCCGAUCAGACAGAAGAUCCAUCGCUUCCAGUCAACCUCCAAAACCUACCAAAGUGACCUUGGUGAAAUCUAGAAAAAAUGAAGAAUAUGGUUUGAGAUUAGCCAGCCACAUUUUUGUAAAAGAAAUCUCUCAAGAUAGCCUGGCUGCGAGAGAUGGAAAUAUUCAGGAAGGAGACGUUGUGCUUAAGAUUAAUGGCACUGUCACCGAAAACAUGUCUUUGUCUGAUGCAAAAACAUUGAUAGAAAGGUCAAAGGGUAAAUUAAAAAUGGUUGUUCAAAGGGAUGAGCGAGCAACUCUACUGAAUGUUCCUGAUCUAGAUGACAGCCUUCAUUCUGCAAAUGCUUCAGAGAGAGACGACAUUUCAGAAAUCCAGUCGCUGACAUCAGACCAUUCCAACCGUUCACAUGACCGACCACGCCGUAGCCGUUCACGGUCUCCUGACCAGAGAUCGGAGCCUUCAGACCAUUCCAGACAUUCUCCACAACAGCACAGCAACAGCAGCACGCGGAGUAAAGAAGAUGAAAGAGUGUCGAAGCCUGGUGCUUUAUCUACACCUGUGAAAAAUACAAAUAGUGCAACCCUCUCGAGAACAGUGGAAGAACCUUUGCAGGAAAGAGCUGAAAAGCAGACCCCUCCUCUUCCAGAGCCGAAACCAGUAUAUGCCCAGUCAGGGCAACCUGACGUAGACUUGCCUGUUAGCCCGUCUGAUGGCCCUUUCCCCAACUCCACACAUGAAGAUGGCAUGCUUAGGCCUAGCAUGAAACUAGUAAAAUUCAGGAAAGGAGACAGUGUAGGACUACGUCUUGCUGGUGGAAAUGAUGUUGGCAUUUUCGUGGCGGGUGUUUUGGAGGAUAGCCCUGCAGCAAAAGAAGGAUUAGAAGAAGGCGAUCAGAUUCUUAGAGUGAACAACGUGGACUUUACUAAUAUCAUCAGGGAGGAGGCUGUCCUUUUUCUUCUUGAUUUACCCAAAGGAGAAGAGGUCACAAUCCUGGCACAGAAAAAGAAAGAUGUUUACCGUCGCAUUGUUGAAUCGGACGUUGGCGAUUCCUUUUAUAUCCGAACCCAUUUUGAGUAUGAGAAGGAAUCCCAAUAUGGCCUGAGUUUCAACAAAGGAGAGGUGUUUCGAGUUGUGGAUACUCUUUACAAUGGGAAGCUAGGAUCGUGGCUGGCAAUUCGAAUAGGUAGAAAUCAUAAGGAAGUGGAAAGAGGAAUUAUCCCAAAUAAGAACAGAGCUGAACAGCUUGCAAGUGUGCAGUAUACACUCCCUAAAACAGCUGGAGGUGAUCGUGCAGACUUUUGGCGCUUCCGGGGUCUCCGAAGUUCCAAGCGAAAUCUCAGGAAAAGUAGGGAAGACCUCUCGGCCCAACCUGUUCAGACCAAGUUUCCUGCGUAUGAAAGAGUUGUCUUGCGAGAAGCUGGAUUUCUCAGACCUGUUGUUAUCUUUGGUCCUAUUGCUGAUGUUGCACGAGAGAAAUUGGCAAGAGAGGAACCAGAUAUCUACGAGGUGGCAAGAAGUGAACCAAGAGACGCAGGUACUGACCAGCGGAGCUCUGGGAUCAUUCGUCUUCAUACAAUCAAGCAGAUUAUUGACAGGGAUAAACAUGCACUUCUUGAUGUGACUCCAAAUGCUGUAGACCGCCUGAACUAUGCACAGUGGUAUCCAAUAGUAGUGUUCCUUAACCCUGACUCCAAACAGGGUGUGAAAACUAUGCGAACGAGGUGUUGCCCUGAAUCUCGCAAAAGUGCCAGAAAACUUUUUGAACGUUCACAUAAACUACGCAAAAAUAAUCAUCAUCUUUUUACAACUACCAUUAAUUUAAAUUCUAUGAAUGAUGGUUGGUACGGAGCAUUGAAAGAAGCUGUUCAGCAACAACAGAACCAGCUGGUUUGGGUCUCGGAAGGCAAAGCAGAAGGUGGCACAGAUGAUGAUCUUGAUUUGCAUGACGACCGUCUAUCCUACUUGUCAGCACCAGGUAGUGAAUACUCAAUGUAUAGCACUGAUAGCAGGCACACGUCAGAUUAUGAAGAUACUGACACAGAAGGAGGGGCUUACACUGACCAGGACCUGGAUGAGACCCUCAAUGAUGAGGCUGGAACACCACCAGAGUCUGCCAUUACACGCUCAUCUGAACCUGUACGUGAUGACACAUCAGGGAUACAUCAUCAGGAAAACCAAGCUUACCCAUCUUAUCCACCACAGCCAAUUGUCAGAACAGAUUCUCCAGGAUAUAAAAAUGUACCUUCACAACAGAAAGCAGAUGCCUUACCUGCUGCCCCUUACCUUUCUCUGCCGUCUGAUACAAACACUACAACUUCAACUGCUGCUGUAAAUCCUAAUGUAAACCUAAGUAAUGUCAGAUUGGAGGAUCCCAACCCUGCCCCCUACAGCUCUUACCAAGCACAAGCUGGCCCAAUGCGAUCACCUAACACUGAGGCAGCUCACAUAAUGCUCAGAGACCAAGAGCCUUCAUCUUUACCUGUCCACAUAGAUCCUGCAAAGGUGUACAGAAAAGAACCAUAUUCUAUGGACGAGAAUCCUAGGCAUAAUUACUUAAUAAAACAGCAAGUAAUUGGUCACCAGAGACCAGAGAAAGACACUAACCUGAACUUUGAUACCCUGCCAUCCUAUGCAGACAAAACAAUGAGCAGAGAAUAUGAUCCAUCUUACAGAUACGAACCUACUUCAGAAUAUGUGGAUCAAUUCACUCACAGUUAUGACCCAAGAAUACAUAGCGAUGACCAUGUGCCUACUUACGACGAUCAGUGGGGUUAUUAUGAUGACAAGCAGUCCUCGUACCCACAAAGACCACAGUAUGAUAGUAAGCAUAGGGACUUUACUGUUAGGCAGCAUUCAGAAGAGAGUCUUGAGCGCAGCUAUUUUCCACAGCAACCUCGCUUCGAGGAGCCACCUCCUGUUGCCUAUGACAAUCGACCUCGUCCUGCUAAAAAUUUUAAGGGACCCCAGAUUCUCUAUGAUGAACCCCCUACAGCAGAAUUCGAUAUGCCUGUCCGUUACAAACCAGAGCCUCAAACCUUUCCUUCUGUGCCCAAUUCUCGGCCUGCUGAAACAAAACCAUAUUUUGAUCAGCAUCCAAGGGGUUAUGAACACAGUCCUUCCCAGGGAUUUAAUACAAAGCAAGGACAAUAUGAUAUUUCACCUAGAGUAGAGAACGUACCACCUCCAGCACAGUUAAAGUCAGACCCUCUGCCAGGCAGUAACAAACCUUUACCUCUACCAGCUGCUCUGAAGGAGGAGGAUGAAGACCCAGCCAUGAAACCACAGUCUGUGCUUACUAGAGUUAAGAUGUUUGAGAAUAAAAGAUCAAUUCCAGGGGAUAAAACGAAGGACGUGAAUGAUGUAACAGCUUUAAAGGCUCCAGAGGUUGCACCCAAACCAAUAACUGUUCCGAUAACUGCAUCGAAAGCCGCCCCACUGCCUCAUUAUGAUUCGGAAAAAGCGACCUAUAGAGUACCUGAACCUCAGAAACCUCAAAUGAAGCCACCAGAGGAUAUUGUGCGUUCGAAUAAUUACGAUCCCGAGGAAGAUGAAGAGUACUACCGGAAGCAGUUGUCCUUCUUUGACCGUAGAAGCUUUGAAAAGCCCACUCCGUCUCUGCCUCCAAACAUCCUUCCUGAGCCUGCUAAACCAGGACAGUCUCAGAGCCAACUGAGCUUUAACAGCUACCCCUCCAAGGGGAAACCUGCCGAAGUGGAUCCUCUUGACAGGCCUAUAAGUGAGAAAAGAUAUGAUCCAGUCCCACAGGUUACUUCCACUUCCCAGUAUAACCAACCUUCACCAGUGCUUGUAAACCAUACAGCACACACAAAACAUUCAGAAGUCAGCUCUGUGGAAAUCGCCAACACCACGCUGCCCAAACCGGAACCACCACCACCCCAGACCAAGCCAACACUCUUCAGACCUACCAACAGAGAGGAUACAGUACAGUCAAACUACUUUCCUCAGAAGAGCUUUCCAGACAAAAGUCCAGUUAACGGCACUGAACAGCCUGCAAAAAUCAUUAUACCAUCGUAUAACCGCUUCACACCCAAACCUUACACAAGCUCUGCCAGACCUUUUGAACGCAAAUUUGAGAGCCCGAAGUUCAACCACAAUCUCCUGCCAAAUGAAGCACAAGUAAAGCCUGACGUACCUGCCAAACCUCAGAACUCUCCUCAACCAAUUUUGAAAUCAACUAAUGUGACAAUGUCUCCUGAGCUUGAUGGUACUUCCAAGCAAAUGGACAGUAAAACUAAAUAUCAACCAAAUAAUGUCAAUGCAGUGCCUAAAGCAAUCCCUGUCAGUCCCUCUGCUCUGGAAGAAGAUGACGAUGACGAUUCCCACACAGUUGUGGCAACUGCUAGAGGUAUUUUCAAUAGCAACGGUGGUGUGCUAAGUUCCAUAGAGACUGGAGUCAGCAUCAUCAUACCUCAAGGAGCCAUUCCUGAUGGCAUUGAACAGGAAAUCUACUUCAAGGUCUGCAGGGACAACAGUAUUCUUCCACCCCUAGAUAAAGAAAAAGGAGAAACACUGCUCAGUCCGUUGGUUAUGUGUGGGCCCCAUGGAUUAAAAUUCUUGAAGCCAGUGGAGCUGCGCUUACCACACUGUGCGUCUAUGACUCCUGAUGGUUGGUCUUUUGCUCUAAAAUCAUCCGACACCUCGUCGGGUGACCCAAAACAUUGGCAGAACAAAUCUCUUCCUGGUGACCCUAACUAUCUUGUUGGAGCAAAUUGCGUAUCUGUUUUGAUAGAUCACUUCUAGCCUACCAUGUAAAGAUAAGAAAUAAUGUGAAAUCUUCUAUGGACCUAUUUAUCUUUACACCAUCUAUUGAGUAUUAUUUGACCUUUAAAUAACAAGGGUACUCAAUAGUGCUAGGAAAUAUGCCUGAACUUGCAUUUUGUGGAGUAGACUUUAAAGCCAUGGUCAAAGUUUCGGCCUCAGAAAUAGCACGCGAAGGUAGGCCAGUGUCACACCUUCCUUGUCUGAUAAAAUGCCUUUCACUCACAUUAAUUUGUCUCCAAAGGACCAAUGCUGAUAACACUAAAAUAAAGUCGUUUUCCAGAAUUAUACUUUUACUGAUUACCCGAUACCACUGAAAGAAACUGCUUGUUUUACUUCUCGCGUUUAACCACAUAAACUAGCACUUCUAUUAUUUGUCAUUUAUACUGUCAUGAUCAACAAAUGUUUGCACCAGAACAGACUGCUUUGUUUUUGGAAGAGAUAUCCAUUUCUUUAUAACCCUACUGUUGAGAUCCGCCGCUUAAGCCUUUAAAGUAUUUUCGAACAACUCACAGAUUAGAUUAUUGCAAGUUACACAUACAGCGACUUGUUUUGAUCACCUAAAAUGGAUGACCUGUAUUUCCCUUUAAAUAAAAAUCAAAUCAAAGGUCUUUUGACCGAACACAGCUUAUGGUUCAACGUAAUUGACAGUGGUUCUGGUGCUUUUGUGGAUCUGUAGAUAAACCAUUUACUACAUACAUUUAACCAGCAGGGAUGCCUUACCCUCAUGUUACGGUCUUUUUUUUUUUUUUUUUCGUUCUCUGUACUCCCAAGUUCAUAUGGCUUUUUGCGCUUAUUUAGUAUAAUGUAUAAUGAAGAGAAAUUUAAGAAAAUACGAGUUAUUGUGAAUUUUUUAUGAGAGGAGGUAGGGGUGAAAUGAACUCCUGUCAACUCAAUAUUGAAGGAAGUUGUAUGUUUCUGCUAUGCAUUUAAAAGAAAUCUCAAAGAUGUUACAAUGCCUGUAUAUAAAAUGCGUGCAUACCACUUUUGUUUUUCCUUUAUUUUUUAUUUUAUUUUUAUUUUCAUUUUUUUUUGUUUGUAAAUUUAACUUUUUUAAGCUUUACUUUUUGUAUAAAAAAAAGAAAACUGAACGUUUCUUAAGGAUACCUUUGUACUCAUACCUUUUUUGAGCCUUGAACUUUAUAACAUCUGCAGCAAUAAAGCGCAUUUCUACAGUACUCACCACGAGAACAUUUUGAAGCGAAAUGCACAAAAAUUGCUAUCUUUCUAAAUGCGGAGCAUAAAUCCUCAGAAUUCUCUAGUUUGAUUCUUAUCUUUAAAGUAUCCCUGCUGCAAUUUGUGAUAAGGAUGCUGUAUAAUGUGCCCUAAAAUGUAUUUUUUUACUAAUAGACAAUUUAUUAUGGCACAUUCGCACGGUUUCAGUAGAAGAUACAGCACUGCAUUCUCCUAAUCAAUUAUUAGUCUUCACGUGUGGCUGAUUUCAUUUUUUUUUUCUUUCCUUUGCAGUUAUUAAAAUUACACAUUUCUAAAUAUACAAAAUAAACUGGUUUUAAAAUAAAAUAAAUAAAACCUUAAA
Messenger RNA from Bufo gargarizans (Asiatic toad), 6995 nucleotides. RefSeq names its product tight junction protein 1 (gene TJP1). Bases 209 to 5440 code for a protein of 1743 amino acids. Gene Ontology annotation, biological process: positive regulation of blood-brain barrier permeability; protein localization to cell-cell junction; cell-cell adhesion. NCBI's taxonomy places the organism in Eukaryota, Metazoa, Chordata, Amphibia, Anura, Bufonidae. Gene Ontology annotation, molecular function: cell adhesion molecule binding. Gene Ontology annotation, cellular component: bicellular tight junction; plasma membrane. The record is from RefSeq and is a predicted model, not a curated record. The transcript has 28 exons.